Euleptes europaea (tarantolino) is the source of this 2956-nucleotide messenger RNA. It is a transcript of the gene RBMS3, whose product is annotated as RNA binding motif single stranded interacting protein 3. The coding region runs from base 43 to 1353 and encodes 436 amino acids. Gene Ontology annotation, cellular component: nucleus; cytosol; ribonucleoprotein complex. NCBI's taxonomy places the organism in Eukaryota, Metazoa, Chordata, Lepidosauria, Squamata, Sphaerodactylidae. The transcript has 14 exons. Gene Ontology annotation, molecular function: poly(A) binding; mRNA 3'-UTR binding; poly(U) RNA binding. The record is from RefSeq and is a predicted model, not a curated record.
UCCACAGUGAGAACGUACCACAACAGUAAAUAUCGGGUGACCAUGAGCCCUGGCUUUAGUUCACAGUGGAACAGCAGCCAGCCUCUUUGGAACACAUACACUUUCCCAAGAACAAGCUUGCACUACCAGUCCCAUGCUAGCUACACCUACUGUGCUGGACACACUGCGCAUUCCUAUGCACCAGCUCCCCACCCCAUGGCUCCUCCCAGCCCUAGCACGAACAGUAGCAACAACAACAGCAACUGCAGCAGCGGGGAACAGUUGAGUAAAACCAACUUGUACAUCCGAGGCCUUCCACCAGGCACCACUGACCAGGACCUUAUCAAGCUGUGCCAGCCGUAUGGAAAAAUUGUAUCUACAAAAGCAAUCCUAGACAAAAACACAAAUCAGUGCAAAGGUUAUGGUUUUGUGGAUUUUGACAGUCCAGCAGCAGCACAGAAAGCAGUAGCAUCUCUUAAAGCAAAUGGAGUGCAGGCGCAGAUGGCAAAGCAACAAGAGCAAGACCCCACAAAUCUUUACAUCUCAAAUUUACCCAUUUCCAUGGAUGAGCAGGAACUGGAGAAUAUGCUGAAACCCUUCGGACAUGUCAUUUCCACCAGAAUAUUGAGAGAUGCGAAUGGCGUCAGUAGAGGAGUCGGCUUUGCCAGGAUGGAAUCUACUGAAAAAUGUGAAGUAGUUAUACAGCAUUUUAAUGGAAAGUACCUGAAAACACCACCUGGUGUGCCAGCCCCAACGGAGCCUUUGCUGUGCAAAUUUGCUGAUGGAGGGCAAAAGAAACGACAGAAUCAAAGCAAGUACACGCAGAAUGGGAGGCCAUGGCCGAGGGAAGGAGAGGCUGGCAUGGCCUUGACAUAUGAUCCCACAGCUGCUAUACAGAAUGGAUUUUAUUCCUCACCGUACAGUAUUGCAACAAACCGCAUGAUCCCACAGACAUCUAUCACGCCAUUCAUUGCUGCUUCCCCUGUCUCCACAUAUCAGGUUCAGAGUACUUCAUGGAUGCCUCAUCCGUCAUAUGUUAUGCAACCAACAGGUGCUGUGUUAACGCCAACAAUGGAUCACACAAUGUCCAUGCAGCCAGCAAGUAUGAUGGGCCCCUUGACACAACAGAUGAAUCAUCUUUCCUUGGGCACAACAGGAACGUAUAUGACGGCUGCUGCACCUAUGCAAGGGACCUACAUUCCCCAGUACACUCCUGUGCCUCCAACAGCUGUCCCUCUUGAAGGUGUUGUUGCCGAUACCUCUCCACAGACAGUAGCACCUUCAUCACAGGAAGCCAGUGGUCAACAGCAACAAAUGGCGGUGGAAACAUCCAGUGAACACGCAUCUGCAUAUUCCUAUCAACAGUCAAAGUAAGCUGAUGAUGUUCAUUGACCUGUAGAACAGACAAUAAGCAGGACUGAAGAAUGUCGGACUGAAAGGUUUGCCUUGAAUGGAGAAACUUCACUGAACAAGAAGUUGGCUUCCAGUUUGCACAGGCAUCAACAGAAUUUUUUUUUUCAUUUUCUACCUUACCCAACAACAAAAAGAACUAAACAGUGUUUCUAUGUGCUGUGCAAAUUGUUCAGUCAUGUAGUCUGAUAGUUUUAUUUUUGCUAUUUUUUUAUUAAAGAAAAAAAAACCCAUGGCCAAACACUGGGUUUGAUAUUUCAUCUGGAUGAACAUUUGAAAUUCAGAAUUUACUCGGAAGUGUAGAUAGAUUUUUUUUCCUCGAAACAACAACUGAGAAGCCGACAAUGUCAAGAGGGAGCAAGCUGAAACGAAAAUUAAAGGUCUUCCUCAAGAAAUCAGCUACUCUUCCCCCCCCUUGUUAAAAUCCAAUGUGUCUUUUAUUUUUGGAAGUUUUUUUUUUAAAGAAAAGUUUAGGUAAGGUUUAUCUUGAAUCUUAAUUGCCUUAAUUUUAAGGACGUCAAAAGCUCUUGAGGCAAAGCUGUCAACGUCUCGGUAGAAAAAAGGAGAAUGAAUUCAAGUGCACGCCAGUGUCAACUGGUGCUGAGGUUUCCUAGACUGGAUUUUUAGGGUGAACAAAAAAUAUAUAUAAACUGUACCGUUUAGCAGAAAAUGUUUUUUUUUCUUCUUUUGAAGAAAACACUGUUGAAAAAGGAACUGUGGCGGCUUCAAGAAUCAAAUAAAAUGCUGAGACUUUUAUGAACUUUCUUAAGUGUUGACAGAGAAGAAUCUAGAAGGCUAAAGUGUUUUACAAUAAAGUUAUUGAACUGAGGUGGGGGGAUCAGCUUGCAUUUUCAAGAAUGCAGGGUUUUUUUCCCUUGCAGGAUAGAGAUUUUUGUUUUUUUAAUUUACAAAGCGUGAUCGCCGGCAAAAGCAUUAGUGCUUUUUAUCUGCAGUCUUUUUUAUGAGCUUUAAAAAGUUUUUAGUCUGCUUUGCUUGUCACAUUGCAAACACCUAGCUUAAGAGCAUUGGGGGGGGGGGAACUUACGUAGAUAGGAGCUUAUGGUCAAAAAAGUGCAAAAAAAAGCAAUAGCUAGAAGAAAUUGUUGACAAUUUCUGUAGUCUUUCCUAGUUGUGAUCAAAUGCAGCCUACGGAUGGCCUAUUUUAUACCAAAGAUGAAAUGACACCCUACCGCAGUCCAGAAGAUAGAGGUUUUUUUUUCUUAUUUCUUUCCUUUAAAAAAAAAUCUUUAUUUGACCUACAUGGCCGGACCAGUUCUUAACUUGUGUUUGUUUAAACUAUCUUCCACUGGUGUUUUACAUCCUACAUACUUAGGCUUCCAAUGGACAGGUCUGAGUAGUUGGUACUUAGCAGCACUUAGCAGGAUUUCACAGCGAGAGAAAGGAAUGAGUUGCUGAUGGUUCUACCCAGGUGCAUUUUAACUUUGCUGAGCUUUUCUGCUAUAUUGUCCGGUUCCUUUGGUACUAAAACUGCAGUCUUCCUUCUUCCGUUGCAUCCUAUAGGUUUCAUUUCCUCCCCUCUCCCUCUGUCAUCUUCCAGCCAUCUUCA